This is a messenger RNA of Lingula anatina, 1425 nucleotides long. Its product is annotated as gamma-aminobutyric acid receptor subunit alpha-1-like. Lineage: Eukaryota; Metazoa; Brachiopoda; Lingulata; Lingulida; Lingulidae. The record is from RefSeq and is a predicted model, not a curated record. Gene Ontology annotation, cellular component: membrane. Gene Ontology annotation, biological process: monoatomic ion transmembrane transport. Gene Ontology annotation, molecular function: GABA-A receptor activity; extracellular ligand-gated monoatomic ion channel activity.
AUGAGUAUCCAUGUAUUUCUAAUACCCAGUGUCUUGUGUAGUGAAGAUCUUCGACAGAACGUAUCCGCCACAUUAGACAACCUUCUGCAAUUUUACGACAGCAACCUAAGGCCGGGAUACGGCGGGUCGCCAACAAUCAUUAAGACUGAUAUCUACAUUCGUAGCAUGGGGCCUAUAUCUGAGGUUGAAAUGACAUACUCAAUGGACUGCUACUUCAGACAGACAUGGCUGGACGAACGUCUGGCGUUUAACAGCCCCAACCUGUCCACUCUAGCUGUCCACUAUAGCUUGCUGGAGAAAAUAUGGACCCCCGAUACCGUCAUAUACAACGGUCUCAAGUCCCACGCGCACACCAUUACGACCCCUAAUAAAUUUCUGAGAAUUUGCCAAGACGGGACGAUAUAUUACUCGAUGCGGCUGACUAUCAAGACAUCUUGUCCCAUGGCUCUGCAGUACUUCCCACUGGACUAUCAAAUCUGCCCUCUGGUCAUUGGCAGCGACGCCUACACCGAUCGUGAAACUGUGUAUGAAUGGAAACAGGCAAACGCAUCAUCCAUCACUAUAGACCCGGGGGUGAAACUGUCCCAGUUCAACCUCAUAGGACACCCCCACACCAACUACACGCUACAAUGGCCAAGCAAAGGAAGCCUCAAGGUUUUAGAGGUGAAGUUCCAAUUUCGGCGCAACAUGGGUUACUUCCUGUUGCAGGUGUACGUUCCGUGCAGCCUGGUGGUGGUGCUGUCCUUCGUGUCUUUCUGGAUCAACAGAGAGGCAACAGCAGACAGGGUAGGACUAGGAAUAACAACAGUCCUGACACUAACUACAAUGUUUAUGGAAAACAAGAUGGAUCUCCCAAAGACCAGUACGUCGACUGCUUUAGACUGGUUUUUCAUCAUGUGUUUUACCUACAUCAUUGCCACCAUGUUGGAAUUUGCCGCCGUCCAUUACUUUACGAAGAUUGGCAGUGGAGAGGUGGACGUAACGUGGGCGGAGGAUGAAGAGGAGGAAGAAGAGAAAUCUUUCAAACAACAGAAUGAAAGGGUCAAAGUAGAAUAUCUGUCAGGUGUCAAAAACAGGUUUUCAAAGCGAGAACCCCGUGAAUCUGGAUCCCCUGGCUGCUUCUCUAGCAAAAAAGCACGUCAUAGAAAACACCGCUUCACUCAGCCUCACAGAACGCUAAUUCAGCAUCGCAUUCAUAACGUGAUGCAAAAGUCAGAGGAACAUGGUUGCUUACUGUGUUUGCGCUGUCUCCGUGGUGACUCUAAGUACCGGAAGUUGCUUACCAUGCGCGGUAGCCCGGAUGGGAUCAACAGUGUGAGCCGUAUAGACAAAGUGUCCAGGAUAGUCUUCCCGCUGACUUUCACCAUACUGAACGUAUUGUAUUGGCACACCUGUUCUUCACAAAAGUUUGAGAUGCCAAUUUGA